AUGGCAAGAUCGCCACAGGAAACUCCCUUCCUCCCCCGAACAUUCGACGAGAACGACCCAAACAGAUCCGUAUCCAGGAUAGCAUCACACUUAUUCACAAACUGGAACCCAGGCCACGGCCACCUCGAAGUAGUCCCCUUACCCUCCACCUCACACAAACAGUUAUACCAACUCACUUACCGCCGCCACAUCGCCUUCGACCAAAGAACCCACCACGAAACAGCCCUGGUGAAGGUUCACAAACUUCCACUGUCCAACUCCCAAAAACAAGUUUUCAACAUUCAUAAAGUCCUCGCUCUACACUCCCUGGCUUCGCCUCUUCUCCUCACUUUCCUGAAUGGGUAUGCGUAUGGGUUUGUUCACGGCCAUGCAUGCUCCUCUUCUAUCAUGUCCAAGGAAAGCAUCUGGAGAGCAAUCGCGUGGGAGAUGGCGCAUUGGCAUGUGAUUCUCCCUGUUUCGGAUGCAGAGAGUGGAAGAGAAGUACCGGAUGUUUGGUCCAAGGCCAGGGAAUGGCUUGAUAUUCUGAGUGCCGAGGGAGAGAAGGCGAAGUUGGAGAAAGAGUUUGAGUUUUUGAUUGAGAGAUUAAGGGGUAGGAACACGAAUAAAGAGCAGUUUGUAUUCGGACAUGGCAACUUGCGCCCAGAAAACAUCGUAUGGAAAGGGACGCACGACGAGUACUCAGAUGAAUAUCAAAUCGACGCAAUUAAAUUCAUCGAUUACGAACAUUGUACCUAUUGCCCCGUAGCGUUCGAGCUCGCAACCUAUUUUUCAACAUGGGCUGGAUCGGAAUGUGAUUACGAGCUCUUACCAGCUGAGAAAACACGAAGAGCUUUCAUUCGAGAAUAUGUUGAUGCUUGCGCGCUUUAUUCAAACUCUGAUAGCGAGGAUGAGAUCGAGGUUGAGGGACAAGAAGAUGCGGUUGAGAAGCUCGUGCAGGAGGUGGACGAGUGGCGAGGCUUUGUGGGGUUUUAUUGGGGUUUAUUUGCUUUACUCAAAGCAACAGAUACAGAAGUAGACUCGGCAAUUAGGCAUGAACAUGCGAAAUAUUCCAAGCUGAAAUUUGCUGAAUACUAUGCCUGGAAAGAAGACGAUGUAACGAUUGCGAGAGAAGGAGGGCAAGUACAUGUCGUGGAAAGAGAAAGGAUGGGUAACUGA
This is a messenger RNA of Mollisia scopiformis, 1155 nucleotides long. Its product is annotated as kinase-like protein. The transcript has 5 exons. Gene Ontology annotation, biological process: phosphatidylethanolamine biosynthetic process; phosphatidylcholine biosynthetic process. The coding region runs from base 1 to 1155 and encodes 384 amino acids. Gene Ontology annotation, molecular function: ethanolamine kinase activity; choline kinase activity. Gene Ontology annotation, cellular component: cytoplasm. The record is from RefSeq and is a predicted model, not a curated record. NCBI's taxonomy places the organism in Eukaryota, Fungi, Ascomycota, Leotiomycetes, Helotiales, Mollisiaceae.